Miscanthus lutarioriparius is the source of this 1098-nucleotide messenger RNA. The record is from the annotation of a GenBank genome assembly. Lineage: Eukaryota; Viridiplantae; Streptophyta; Magnoliopsida; Poales; Poaceae.
AUGGUGGAGGUGGAGGAGGUGAGUGACAGGAUGCGGUCGCAGAUGCGGCUCCACCACGGGGAUGGGGAGGUGGAGGGCGACGCCGACCUCCUGCUGCCGGCCCUCUUCGACAGGGUGUCGUGGCUCCACGCACUCGCCUGCAGCUCCGCCCUCGGCCAGGAAGGGGUCCGCGAGGGUGUGGAGCUGCUACGGCGCUGCGACGGCAUGGUCGGCAAGCUCGGCCUCUUCUCUUCCAACGAGACCAAGGAGGACGUCUCCACCACCAACCUCAAGUACCUACUCGUCCCAUACUACCUUGCAGAAAUGACUGAGAAGAUAUCACAGGACGAUCGGAUCCCGAUACUUAAGGCAUCACAGCACCAUUCGAAGGAGUUCAUUGCUCUAUGUGAAGUGCUGGAACUUAUUCCAGAGGACGAGCUAGAAUUAUCUAGACAGGAGCAGCCUGAUACUAUGGCUAACAGAAGAGCGCAGAAGGCUUGGUUAGCUACCAUCUCAUUGGCUCUCUGCAAGGCUUUUGAUCUUCUCGACAUGCUGAAGAAGGAAGAAGAAAUGCUUCUAGCUGUAAAGGAAAGACAGGCAAAGGACGGGAAUGCAUUUGCUCGUGAAAUGCUUGAUGAACGAACAAAGAAGGCUGAAGCAUGGCACCAUAAUGCUGCCAACCGUGUGCCAUAUUCCAAACCAGCUGAUCCAAUCACUUGCGCAACAUUAGCUCAAGACAUCCUCGAAGGUAGAGUGAGUGUCUCACAAGCUCAUGAGCACAAACACCAGCCCCUGAUACUCGGAUCUGCAAGCCUUGUUGGGGGUGGGCUAACCAGUGAAAGGGAAAGAAUGGCAGCACUAGUUUUUCAGCCUGGUUACAGGCUGCCAACAAUGAGCAUAGAAGAAGCUGGUUUGCGGGAGAUGAAAAUGAUGGAGAAAUGGCAAGAAAGGACCGCCAAGAUGAUCGAAGAAGCCAACUCUGCCUGGCACGAGGAUGGCGCUACUUGUUCAGCGCAAGAGGACGAGGAUGCCGACGAGGAGAAAGCAAGGGCAUGGGACGACUGGAAGGACGACAAUCCUCGUGGUGCCGGCAAUAAGAAGCUCACUCCCUGUGGCUGA